GAGCCCGGGAGGCGGAGGGGCGGAGGAGGCGCGGGCGGCGGCACCGAGCGGCGGCGGCAGCAGCAGCAGCGGCGGCGGCGUAGGGAGCGGGCCCUCCGCACCCACUCCAAGGACCACAGGGGCGGUGGCAGCUUGAGGGACUCCAGGCUGGCGCGUUGAUGUGGAAGGACCCGCGCCCGACCCUGCUGCGCGUCGGAGGUCGCUGGGAUCCGGGCGCUGGCAGCCGCGAAGCCCCGGCCUCGGGACUGUCCGCCGCUAGCCCUUGUCAUCCCUACUCCGCUUUCGCUUCCCCGCUUUAGCCCGGAGGGGUGGUCUCCAAGGCUGCCCCCCCGACCCCGGCCCUCUCCUCGUCGUUUCUGGAGGGGGAUCCUCCCUCCGCGGCGCCGGGAGCCCAGUGACGCGUCGGUCGGCGGGACGGCUCGGCAGCUUCCCUGGGAAAUUCGUCCCGGCUUCCUCACUCCCCUCUGCGCUCCCGCCUCGGCGCCCCUUUUGGCUCGCGGGACGCUGCCUCCCCCGCUCUCGCAGAGAGUUCCCGGGACUCCCCCCCAGGGGGCUGGGUCGCAGCCACCCCUGUCUCUGUUCCCGAGCAGCGCGCGCGGGGCCCUCCGCCUCCGCCGCGGCCGGACACCCUCGCGCCCCGGGCCGGCGCGCCGCCCUCCAGCCCGCUCCCUCCAGUCACCCCACCCUUAUCGCCGUCCCCGCCACCUUACUCCACCACCCUCCCCGCGCAGCUCCGCGCCCUCCGCGGCCCGGCCCGGCCUCCCGCUCCUCUUCUCGCUCCAACAGCUCACUUGCCAGCCCUUCGCCCCCCGGGGAAAAAGAAACAUUUCUCGGAGCGCACUCGUCAGCCCAGCCUUCCCCCCACCCCGCCGCGCUCGCCCUCCCCUCCCCUGCCCCCCCGCUCUUUUCCAUCUUGGGGGAGGGGGGCCGUCGCCUGGGAUUGAAGGCCAUUGAUUUGUAUGUAUUUGUCCCGGCGCCGGAGGCUGCCCCAGCCGCCCGCGCGGGUGCCACCGCCGCCGCCGCCGCCGCCGGUGGAGUUGCCUCCCUGCUUCCCUAGGGUAGUUGGACUCCGCCAAACAUGUCGGCUCCUGUCGGGCCGCGGGGCCGCCCGGCUCCCACCCCGGCGGCCUCUCAGCCGCCUCUGCAGCCCGAGAUGCCCGACCUCAGCCACCUCACGGAGGAGGAGAGAAAAAUCAUCCUGGCCGUCAUGGAUCGGCAGAAGAAAGAAGAGGAGAAGGAGCAGUCGGUGCUCAAGGUCAAAGAAGAACACAAACCACAGACGACACAGUGGUUUCCCUUUAGUGGGAUCACUGAACUGGUAAAUAACGUUCUUCAGCCCCAGCAAAAACAACAAAAUGAAAAGGAGCCCCAGACAAAACUUCAUCAGCAGUUUGAAAUGUAUAAGGAGCAGGUAAAGAAGUUGGGAGAAGAAUCACAGCAGCAGCAAGAACAGAAGGGUGAUGCUCCAACCUGUGGCAUCUGCCACAAAACCAAGUUCGCUGACGGAUGUGGCCAUAACUGUUCAUAUUGCCAAACCAAGUUUUGUGCCCGUUGUGGAGGUCGAGUGUCCUUACGCUCAAACAAGGAGGACAAAGUGGUUAUGUGGGUAUGUAAUUUGUGCCGAAAACAACAAGAAAUCCUCACUAAAUCGGGAGCAUGGUUUUAUAAUAGUGGAUCUAAUACACCACAGCAACCUGAUCAAAAGGUUCUCAGAGGACUGCGGAAUGAGGAGGCGCCUCAGGAGAAGAAAGCAAAACUGCAUGAGCAGGCCCAGUUCCAAGGACCCUCAGGUGACUUAUCUGUACCUGCAGUGGAGAAAAGUCGAUCUCAUGGGCUCACAAGACAGGAUUCUAUUAAAAAUGGGUCAGGAGUGAAGCACCAAAUUGCCAGUGACGUAGCUUCAGACAGGAAAAGAAGUCCAUCAGUGUCCAGAGAUCAGAAUAGAAGAUACGACCAAAGGGAAGAAAGAGAAGAAUAUUCACAGUAUGCUACUUCGGACAGCGCAAUGCCUAGAUCUCCAUCAGAUUAUGCUGAUAGGAGGUCUCAACGUGAACCUCAGUUUUAUGAAGAGUCUGAUCAUAUAAAUUAUAGGGACUCCAACCGGAGAAGUCAUAGACAUUCCAAAGAAUAUAUUGUAGAUGACGAGGAUGUGGAGAGCAGAGAUGAAUAUGAAAGACAGAGGAGAGAGGAGGAAUACCAGGCACGCUAUCGAAGUGAUCCGAACUUGGCCCGUUAUCCAGUCAAGCCACAGCCCUAUGAAGAACAAAUGCGUAUCCAUGCCGAAGUGUCACGAGCCAGGCAUGAGAGAAGGCACAGUGAUGUUUCUUUGGCAAAUGCUGAACUGGAAGACUCCAGGAUUUCUAUGCUAAGGAUGGAACGACCAUCAAGGCAAAGAUCUAUAUCUGAACGUAGAGCUGCCAUGGAAAAUCAGCGAUCUUAUUCAAUGGAAAGAACUCGAGAGGCUCAGGGACCAAGUUCUUAUCCGCAAAGGACCACAAACCAUAGUCCUCCUACCCCCCGGAGGAGUCCAAUACCCAUUGAUAGACCAGACGUGAGACGCACUGACUCAUUAAGGAAACAACACCACUUAGAUCCUAGUUCUGCUGUGAGGAAAACGAAACGGGAAAAAAUGGAAACAAUGCUAAGGAAUGAUUCUCUUAGUUCUGACCAGUCAGAGUCAGUGAGACCUCCACCACCAAAGCCUCAUAAAUCAAAGAAAGGAGGUAAAAUGCGCCAGGUCUCAUUGAGCAGUUCAGAGGAGGAAUUAGCUUCUACACCUGAAUAUACGAGUUGCGAUGAUGUUGAGAUUGAAAGUGAGAGUGUAAGUGAAAAAGGAGAUGUGGAUCACAACUGGUUGGACCAUACGUCUUGGCAUAGCAGUGAGGCAUCCCCAAUGUCUUUGCACCCUGUGACGUGGCAGCCAUCUAAAGAUGGAGAUCGUUUAAUUGGUCGCAUUUUAUUAAAUAAGCGUUUAAAAGAUGGAAGUGUACCUCGAGAUUCAGGAGCGAUGCUUGGCUUGAAGGUUGUAGGAGGAAAGAUGACUGAAUCAGGUCGGCUUUGUGCUUUUAUAACCAAAGUUAAAAAAGGAAGUUUAGCUGAUACUGUAGGACAUCUUAGACCAGGUGAUGAAGUACUAGAAUGGAAUGGAAGAUUAUUGCAAGGAGCCACAUUUGAAGAAGUAUAUAACAUCAUCCUGGAAUCCAAACCUGAACCACAGGUGGAGCUUGUUGUUUCAAGGCCUAUUGGAGAUAUACCUAGAAUACCUGAUAGCACACACACACAACUGGAGUCCAGUUCUAGCUCAUUCGAAUCUCAAAAAAUGGAUCGUCCUUCUAUUUCCGUUACAUCUCCCAUGAGUCCUGGCAUGUUGAGGGAUGUUCCACAGUUCUUAUCUGGACAACUUUCAAUAAAACUGUGGUUUGACAAGGUUGGUCACCAAUUAAUAGUUACAAUUUUGGGAGCAAAAGACCUCCCUUCCAGGGAAGAUGGGAGGCCACGGAAUCCUUAUGUUAAAAUUUACUUUCUUCCAGACAGAAGUGACAAAAACAAGAGAAGAACUAAAACAGUGAAGAAAACUUUGGAACCCAAAUGGAACCAAACAUUUAUUUAUUCUCCAGUCCACCGAAGAGAAUUUCGGGAACGAAUGCUGGAGAUUACCCUUUGGGAUCAAGCUCGAGUACGAGAGGAAGAAAGUGAAUUCUUAGGAGAGAUUUUAAUUGAAUUAGAAACAGCAUUAUUAGAUGACGAGCCACAUUGGUACAAACUUCAGACUCAUGAUGUUUCCUCAUUGCCACUUCCCCAUCCUUCGCCAUAUAUGCCACGACGACAACUCCAUGGAGAGAGCCCAACACGGAGGUUGCAAAGAUCAAAGAGAAUAAGUGAUAGUGAGGUCUCUGAUUAUGACUGUGAUGAUGGAAUUGGUGUAGUAUCAGAUUAUCGACACAAUGGUCGAGAUCUUCAAAGCUCAACAUUGUCAGUGCCAGAACAAGUAAUGUCAUCAAACCACUGUUCACCAUCAGGGUCUCCGCACCGAGUAGAUGUUAUAGGAAGGACUAGAUCUUGGUCACCCAGUGUCCCUCCUCCACAGAGUCGAAAUGUGGAACAGGGACUUCGAGGGACACGCUCUGCUACAGGACAUUAUAAUACAGUUAGCCGAAUGGACAGACAUCGUGUCAUGGAUGACCAUUAUUCUCCAGAUAGAGACAGGGAUUGUGAAGCAGCAGAUAGACAGCCAUAUCACAGAUCCAGAUCAACAGAACAGCGGCCUCUCCCAGAGCGGACCUCCACCCGCUCCAGAUCCACUGAACGUCCUGAUACAAACCUCAUGAGGUCGAUGCCUUCAUUAAUGACUGGAAGAUCUGCCCCUCCUUCACCUGCCUUAUCGAGGUCUCAUCCUCGUACUGGGUCUGUCCAAACAAGCCCAUCAAGUACUCCAGUGGCAGGACGAAGGGGCCGACAACUCCCACAGCUUCCACCAAAGGGAACAUUGGAGAGAAAAGAAGUGGACGCCACAAGGAGAAGACAUGCAGGUGCUAUGGAUAUAGAGGAGAGAAAUCGCCAAAUGAAAAUUAACAAAUACAAACAGGUAGCCGGAUCAGAUCCCAGACUGGAACAAGAUUACCAUGCAAAGUAUCGAUCAGGAUGGGAUCCUCAUAGAGGGGCAGAUAAUAUUUCCACUAAAUCUUCGGACAGUGACGUAAGUGAUAUAUCUGCGGUUUCCAGGACUAGUAGUGCUUCUCGUUUCAGCAGCACAAGCUACAUGUCUGUCCAAUCAGAACGGCCAAGAGGAAACAAGAAAAUCAGUGUCUUUACAUCCAAAAUGCAAAGCAGACAAAUGGGCAUCUCAGGGAAGAACAUGACCAAAAGCACCAGCAUCAGCGGAGACAUGUGCUCACUGGGGAAGAACGAUGGCAGCCAGUCGGACACCGCAGUGGGUGCCUUGGGCACCAGCAGCAAAAAGCGCCGCUCUAGCAUUGGGGCCAAAAUGGUAGCUAUCGUUGGUCUUUCCCGGAAGAGCCGCAGUGCUUCUCAGCUCAGCCAAACAGAAACCGGAGGUAAAAAGCUACGGAGCACUGUCCAGAGAAGUACAGAAACAGGCUUGGCUGUGGAAAUGAGGAACUGGAUGACUCGACAAGCAAGCCGAGAAUCUACCGACGGCAGCAUGAACAGCUACAGCUCAGAAGGAAAUCUGAUCUUCCCUGGUGUCCGCUUGGCCUCGGAUAGCCAAUUCAGUGAUUUUCUGGAUGGCCUUGGCCCUGCCCAGCUAGUGGGGCGCCAAACUCUGGCCACACCCGCAAUGGGUGACAUUCAGGUAGGAAUGAUGGACAAAAAGGGACAGCUGGAGGUGGAAAUAAUCCGGGCCCGUGGCCUUGUUGUAAAACCAGGUUCCAAGACACUGCCAGCACCAUAUGUAAAGGUGUAUCUAUUAGAUAAUGGAGUCUGCAUAGCCAAAAAGAAAACAAAAGUGGCAAGAAAAACGCUGGAACCCCUUUACCAGCAACUAUUAUCUUUUGAAGAAAGUCCCCAAGGAAAGGUUUUACAGAUCAUUGUCUGGGGAGACUAUGGCCGCAUGGAUCACAAAUCCUUUAUGGGAGUGGCCCAGAUACUUUUAGAUGAACUGGAGCUAUCCAACAUGGUGAUUGGCUGGUUCAAACUCUUCCCCCCUUCCUCCCUAGUAGAUCCAACCUUGGCUCCUCUGACAAGAAGAGCUUCCCAAUCAUCUCUGGAAAGUUCAACUGGACCUUCUUACUCUCGUUCAUAGCAGCUGUAAAACUGUUGUCAUAGCAACCAGCGUUACAAAAAAAAAAAAUCACAGGUCGCAAACCCUGGUAACACUGCAUGCUUAAUGUUGUGUCUUCUGAGCCUGUUCCUAGGGAUACAAAGCGAUCCUGUGUUCUCAGAGGAAGUCGCACACAUUGUGCCCUACAGGAGGCCCUCAGGUGAAGGAGCGGAGUGAUGAAGAACGCUCAGGUUUGGGGUUCAGUAACACUCGAGUUUUGGUCCAAUCCGAAGCCAUGGAUUAAUAUCAAAGAAUCAGUCAGUUUCAUGCAACAAAAGCCCUUUUCAAUGGCACCUUUAUAUUUUUAUUGUUCCUUUUUCUUCAUUUCUCUGACCCCAAAGUCCUGUGAUGCCACAGAAAUGGAGCUAUCCAGCCAUUAAGCCAUGUUAUAAGUGAAGGACUGAAGUCCUGGGAAGCAUCAGGUGAAAAGCGAGAGACCAAAGACGAGGUCUAGGACAGAACGUCAGCCCUCCCCUGGACGGGACAGGAGGAGCCGGUCCAAAGUGACGACGUGGGCAGUGGCAGACCUCGGAGCUCCAGCAGGCAUGUCAUUCACUAAUGCCAAGAUGUGUUGGACUCUGAAAAACAAAAUUCUGUGGCUCCACUGUACUCAAUGAGAUUAAACUUUUUUUUGCAUGGACAGAUUAGCUGAAUAUUUAAAUUAUUUUCUUGGGGCUGCAACUUGCAAAAAAAAAAUAAAAAUCAGCCAUUUUCAACAAUUUAUAUUAUUUUUAAAAAAUAAAUUUCACUAGUGCAUGGUUUUAAAAAAGGGAGAGAAUGCAGCAGGGUGAUACAAAGACAUACCAUGUUUAUUCUUUAAUCACAGUCUGUGUUUUGGCAGACAUUACAGAAGAAAAUACUUUCUAGAAAAUACUUAAAAUUCUCUUUAUGUGACAAAUAAGUAUAAUGUAUUCAAUUUAUUUCCAUGGUAAAUAUCCAAAUCUUACAAAGUUCAAUAUGUGCAAAUUAUUCACAUCUUUCUUCCUUUCUCUCACUUUUCCUCUUCUCCCUCUUUUAAUCUUUUUAUUUUCUUUCUCCCUACUAGAGUGAACAUUAUGCUAAAAAAAAAAAAAUCACAAGUCUUUGACCCUUAUACCCCAUGUUCAAUUCAGAGCUGUAGAUGCUUCUGAAUUUCUCAAGGGGGAAAAAAACUAUUUAAGAGCUUUCUUUAUUUCAAGCAUGUUGAAAAGGAUUUUGCAACAUGACUUGGGAGUACAUUAAAGUAAGUCAGCAUGUGUUUGAUAAAGAAGAUAUUUGAACUUUUGCAAUUUAUUGUACAGUGCAUGGUAAUUUUAUUUUCACCUUCCAAGUUCAGUUUACAGGAAAAUCCUAAAAUCAUGUGGCCAUUGUAAUGUCUAAUAAAUUUGUUUUUAGCACCAGCAUUAUUCAUACAGGGGUUAAAGUAUUAUUUCUAGAAGGUUUUAAGUUUUGUUUUUAAUUAAUUAAAAGCAAUUUCUUUAGCCAGUUUCUGUUUACUAUGUGAAUAGAAGCACUGCUAAAAAUUUGGAGCCCUGAAAUACAGGGCAGUUUAUUAAUUCAUUUUUCUGUAGUAAAACUCAAUUUUUCACAAAUUAUAUUUCUAAAGAAACAUAGCAAACAUAAAUUUGCAACAGAUAAUUUUAAAGCUCCAAUUUUUAGGUAACUCAAAGAAAGUCAAUCUGCCUAUUAACAGUUCUUUGAUGCCAUCACCGAAAGUCUACACACAAAUGCCCUAAAAUCAAACCCCUGCCUUUAGUUUUACAGACAGUUAUUACCAUUGGGUGGUGCUGCAAGGUCAAAUUUCUCUUAAGUUCCCCUAUUUAGAGGAAAAGUCACUGAGUAAUGUAAUAAGCCACCCAUAGUUUCUGUUUCUUUCUGUACACCUUGAUAACAUGUUCUUAUAGUUUGAUUUUAACUUCUAGCAACAACUUUUGAAAUCUACAUACAUACCAUUUGUUUAAGUUAAUGCCAUGCACAAAAAUUGCUCUUUUGUGUUCCUUUUAAAUUCAGUGCUGACCAUUAAAAACUAUCAUGCUUGAUAUGGUGCAAAAGUUAAAAAUGAGUAUCACUAAAAAUGCCUUCUCUUUAUGUGGUGCAAUAUGAAAUACACCAAGGCUGUGUCUUGACAUUCUGAGACCUGCGAUGGACCCAGGUAAAGUUGCGAAAUAAACGAAUAAAACUAUUGAAAUAAUUUAGACUCUUGUGUACCAGCAACAAUUGAUUUAAUAGACCUAUAGCGUCUAUACUAUCCCUUAGAAUAAACGUUUAACAUUUUCCUGAUACUAAGAUGCAGUCACAUAAUCUUUUGUGCAUAUUCCUAUAUAAAUUAUUUCUAAUUUUAAUAAGAAGGACAUGACUGUAUGGAAUAUUUGUACAUACCUGUCAUUAUGCAGUAUUUAUUUUAAAGUUGGUGUUUUUUUUUUUAAUUUUCACAUGUCUGCACCUCAACUUGUGACCUAGUCAUGUAAAUAGCACUAUGCCAGUGACCAUUGCUGCCCUGUACAUAGUAUGUUUUAAAAGUGAAGGGAAUUCCAGUUGGAAAAAAAAUAAAAAGGGCAGAUUAGUCCUGUGAUGAACACCAACUAAUGGAAAACUCAAAUUCAUUCUGGUGAUGGUAUUUAACACUUUAAAUAAAACAUUUUCUUUACAGA
Molecule: messenger RNA, 8409 nt
Organism: Cervus elaphus (red deer)
Lineage: Eukaryota; Metazoa; Chordata; Mammalia; Artiodactyla; Cervidae
Gene: RIMS2
Product: regulating synaptic membrane exocytosis 2
Exons: 30
Coding region: 1079-5761 (1560 amino acids)
Biological process (GO): calcium ion-regulated exocytosis of neurotransmitter; regulation of synaptic plasticity; positive regulation of synaptic transmission
Cellular component (GO): presynaptic membrane; cytoskeleton of presynaptic active zone
Molecular function (GO): transmembrane transporter binding; small GTPase binding
Source: RefSeq, a predicted model, not a curated record